AUGAAUGAUGAAGUACAUAUGUUUACAUUUUUACAUACUAUCAAAUGUCAAUAUGGUGGUCAAUGUGAUGAUAAAGAUCGAAAACAUUUGAGUGAAUAUGAUCAUCCAAAUUAUUGUAUAGAUGAAGGCAAUUGUCAAAAUGUUCAUCAACAACAUUUAUUUGCUUAUCGACAUUUACCAUUAUGUUCAGAUGGAUUUAAUUGUUCGAAAUAUCUCAAGAGAGAUAAUGAUCAUUGUAAAGAAUUUCGUCAUUGUAAAUCUAUUUGUCCUUAUGAUAAUUGUUGUAUUUAA
Rotaria sp. Silwood1 is the source of this 291-nucleotide messenger RNA. NCBI's taxonomy places the organism in Eukaryota, Metazoa, Rotifera, Eurotatoria, Philodinida, Philodinidae. The record is from the annotation of a GenBank genome assembly.